GUUUCCGCUUCCGGGCGGGGGCACGGCCCGUUGCUAGGGUGGCGGCGUUGCUAAGGGGGGCCCGGCCGCAUGGCGGGCAAUCGCAUCCAGAAGAUAGGGAGCGUGUUCAGCCGGACCCGCAACCUGCUCCGCAUCGGGGUGAUCGAGAAGCCGCUGUGGUUCGACGUCUAUGCCGCUUUCCCCCCGCUGAGGGAGCCCGUCUACCGGCGGCCGCGGCCGCGCUACGGCAAGGUGAAGGAUGUCGUCCCGCCCGUCUUCUACGCGGAGGACGAAGUGCGAGCGAAAUUUUACAGAAUUUAUGGCACUGGCCCAAGGCCUUUCGACCUGUCACAGCCAAACUACAAAUCUACUUGCCAGAGGUUUGUUGAAAAAUUCUAUGAACUGAAAGAAGAAGGAAAAAUUGAAGAAGAAAAAUUGUUUGAAGAAACAGGAAAAGCCCUUUUAGCCAGUGGGGUAAUUUUACAGAGAAGAGGAGUAGAUAAAGGAGCACAACAGGAUCACCAGGGUGUUGGAACCAGGGAUUCUGUCUUGCACCAGCAGCUCCAAACUGUGUUGGAAGAGAUACAGGAGAAGAAGAAGGAUCAGGAGGAGCAGACACCUGAGCUGGCAGAAAGGCAGAAGGAAAAUCCCUGACCCUCCUGACAGCCAUGCUGGUGUCCUGGGACACUGCAGGGUGUUCCCUGGCCCUGCAGUCACUGCUCAGAAGCCAAAGUUUCUGCCUCCACAACCUCAUGGUGAGGAGACAUUUUCUUAGGGGGAAUAAGCCUCAGUGAUCCAGCUCUAGUGCCUUCCCUGGUGGUGUGUGGGGCACUCCUUCCAUCUCCCCAUUAAUACAAUUGGAGUUAUUCCCCUUUUCAAACAAGUAUGAAAAUGGAAAAAUUAAAGAAUUUAUUUAAAAAUGGCAA
Molecule: messenger RNA, 905 nt
Organism: Apus apus (common swift)
Lineage: Eukaryota; Metazoa; Chordata; Aves; Apodiformes; Apodidae
Gene: MRPS23
Product: mitochondrial ribosomal protein S23
Exons: 5
Coding region: 70-633 (187 amino acids)
Biological process (GO): translation
Cellular component (GO): mitochondrion; ribosome
Molecular function (GO): structural constituent of ribosome
Source: RefSeq, a predicted model, not a curated record